AUGCUCAAGGAUCGGAGCAUGAGUUCCAAGUGGAUAUGGCUUCUGGUGGCAGUUGCAAGGUCUGCAGCUGGCUGCCCUGAGGGCUUUAGGUCUUUCAAUGAGAAAUGUUACAUCUUCACGGAGGAGAAGGGGAGCAUGACGCAGUGUCAGGACCGGAUAUGCAGUGGUUUGGGUGCGACCUUGGCAGUGAUCCAUGACAUCGACACGCAGUUUUUCUUGGUGAAUCUCACACAGGAGUUUAAGGGACCUGCUUACGUAGGUCUUUUCGAGAGGGGUGUGAACGAAAGCGGUGAUUGGACGUGGGUCGACGGAAGCAACUUCAGCUUCGAGCCGGAUGCUAACGGGACUCAGUACCCUUUAGCCGGCUGGGCCCUCUCCGAGCCUGACAACUGGUGCUUGGACGAGGAUUGUGCUGCCUUGGGUGUUGAGUUCCUGCCGAACUACUCGGCCAGGGGCAUCCCAUGGCUCUCUUCUCUGUUUGCGCCGCUGAAGUCCAAGGGCCUCAUUGACAUCUCCUGCAACACGCAGCUCCACUGCCUCUGCCAGGAGGGCCAGGAGGUCUCUGAGGAUUUCGUCAACUGGGAGUUCAACAACUCGGCCUUGAACAAUGAGAACAGCCUCCAUGUGAACGCCACCUACCUCCAGAACUACAUGACCUGCUUCUUCAAGCGGACUCGUUGCUGGUGGUACGACAAUCAGACCUUCCAAGGCUCUUUCCUGGGCCUGGGCUUCCUCUGCCUAGGCUGCCUCAUCUACAGCAUGACGGGCUGCCAAGAAGGAGCCAAGCCGGCCGUGACGCUCGGUGAAGCGUCGGCUUCCUCGAACUAUGGCCAGCUUCUGGAGGCCUGUGACCGCCAGAACGAGGUGGAUAGCAUGGUGGACAGGUGGAUUGUGAAAGGCUCCUGGGCAUCCAUGCUCUAUGGGAUCCUCCUGGUGGUCCUGUCGGUGUCCACCGUCUGCCACGUGAACUUCGGCAUCGGCUUCGGCUUCGGUGUCGAUGGGCUCCUGGCCCUUGCCAUGUGCGGAGCACAGGUGAUCAUCAGUGCCAGUGCUUGUAUGGUCCAAAAGCAUCUCUCGACGCCCUCCAGGAUGGUCGUUGCAUGGUGGGUGCUUGCUUUUGCCCUCGCUAAAGUCGGCAUGGCCAUCGGCGAUCUCAUUCUGGCGGUGAUGUACGUGACAGAGACGUUGGGUGGAUUCGUCCGGGAGAAUGCCAGUUUUUGCAGUGCUGGCUACCUCUUCUGCUGGAUGCUUAUGGUCUCCAUGGUCUGCCAGAGCGUGGCAGGCAUGGCGAUAGCACGGAUUCACACUCGAGCAGCACAACAUAUGGGUGGGAUUUCAAGCCUCACCAAGAUUAUCGGUUGCUCGGGCUUGCUCUUCAUCGUGGCCACCUUCGGGGCUGGCUUGGGGCUUGGCGUGUGCUGUGGGCUCUUCAUCUUCGAUGACUCCUCCGACGCAGUGGAUCCGAUGUUCGGCAUCGCCUUUUCCUAUUUCGCCGCCGCGCUCUUUCACUUCCUGGCCGGUGCCGGCAGCCUGCGUGCGAACACGCAGGUCAUGAUGCUCGCCGGCAGGAGUCUUGUGCGCCCCGACGAAGUCAAAAAAGAAGCGUGGGUUGCCUCUAGGGUGCAGUUCGGAUUGCUGGUCCCCGCAUCUGCCGCCAUGCAGAUGAUGCAUGAAGCCAUGCCUCCUGGCGAGCAUCCUCCACAUCAUCCGCCUUCACAGGCACAGAGGCCAGCAAAGCGGCGACGGCUGAAGGGCCUCGAUGCCAACAGCCUGGAGAAGCUCCUUCGUGGGCUGCAUCAAUGUCUUAGGAGAAUCGUCGACUCCCUGCCCGAUGCGGCGGCUGGGCCAAACGGCAAGGAGGCACCCGUCCAAGCUCUAGAGGAGGAGUUCGAGCGCCACUGGAGGCUGCGCUUCGAUGCCCGUGCCAUGGGUGAAUCAGGCACUGCCUCGUUCUUGCGGCGCUUCCCUUCCGUUUUCAAAGCCAGAAGCAAUGGCGUCGAAGUGCUGGUCGCCCCGCUUGAGGACCCCAACUUCGAUGACGCAGCCGCGGCCGGUUUGGAGCGUGCGGCGCCCGAAGACAAAAGCUUCCAGGUAGAUGGCUUCGCUGCCAGCUUCGGUGAACAGGUCAUCGCUGCGCUGGCGAACCUGGUGGCCGAGGAACGGAAGCCUGGCAGCGUUCCUCUGAAUUUCCAGUAUGCCAGCUUCGAGGUGGCGCAGGAGCUGCUAACGAAGCUGAAAGACGGUGGAAACCGUGAAGAGGAGGACGAGCUCAUCAACUCGCUUCUGGAACCGAAGCCUCGCGCGGUGCCAAAGCAGGAGGACUUCCCGCGAGAAGAUCCACUAGGUCACAUGCCCCCACCCAUGGGGCCCGGACCGCCAGGACCUCCUCCUUUUCCGGGCCCCGGAGGAUCUGGGCCACCGCCGCCUGGUCCCCCCAUGGGCGGCCCCAUGGGCGGCGGCGACUGGAAGGGCAAGGGCGGAUUCGGCAAAGGCGGCGGAAAGAAGGGCGGGGGCAAGUUCGGCAAGUUCGGCAAGUUCGAUUACGGGCGGUGGUGA
Symbiodinium necroappetens is the source of this 2556-nucleotide messenger RNA. The record is from the annotation of a GenBank genome assembly. Lineage: Eukaryota; Dinophyceae; Suessiales; Symbiodiniaceae.